Messenger RNA from Acanthopagrus latus (yellowfin seabream), 2936 nucleotides. It is a transcript of the gene cd8a, whose product is annotated as CD8a molecule. The transcript is spliced from 6 exons. The coding region runs from base 754 to 1425 and encodes 223 amino acids. The record is from RefSeq and is a predicted model, not a curated record. NCBI's taxonomy places the organism in Eukaryota, Metazoa, Chordata, Actinopteri, Spariformes, Sparidae.
UGUGAGAUUCAAAUUGGGGAAGCUAAACUCACUUGUACUUUUCUUUUUUUAUUACAGGAUUACUACUGGUGGAAUAAAAUCGGGAAGUUAAACUUGUGGUGUGAGUCGAGACAGCUUAACCGCUGUGACAUCCCUGUACUCUGUUCAGAUCCAUGAAAUGAUCAGCUACCAGAAAUCAUUUCACCAGAGGGAUCAUCAAAAAGGAUACUAUCAAUCCAUUCAAAGCUGCUUCAUGUCACAUGCCACACAGGAUGGAGGUAAAAGGCAGGGAUUCGGGCUCCAGGGCACUUCAGCAGGGCAGAUUUUGCUGACAUAAGGACGGGCUUUCUCCAAAUGUGUUCAUCAAAUUCACCAAGUGAUUUGUGAAACAGUGCAGAGCUGUAUCUGUGUAGAGUGAGCCGCCACACACACAUGUGCUCAGCUUGCAGUUUUUAUACCUCUGCUCUGUCCUUGUCUUCUUACAUGCUGUGCACUGCUGCGUUUGUGUGUCAGUACCUGGUGGGUGAUAUGCAGUUCGAUGCUUCAAACCAGAGGCAGAGGUGUGAUGUGCACAUCAGUGGGCUCCACUUCAAAGAACAGCAGACCACGACCCUGCUGCAGGAGGUCUCUGCAACACUGCGCUGCAAUGAUCCCAUUUGACGCAGCCGAGAAGAAGGUUACAGGUGGGGCGUGGUUUGGUAUCUCGCUAAAUUAUCUCCUAGCAGGCUUAAGCAAAGUCGAGUUUAGGAGCUUCUGUCGCCCACAAGAUUAAAAAUGGAACAAAAGUGGAUCCAUAUUCUGGUGAUUCUGGCUUUUUAUCAAAAGAUAACUUCAGGAGCUGUCGAGAACAUCGUCGUAAAGGAGGGGCAGAGCAUCGAUAUCAAGUGUCGUCCUUCUGAGACUGGUUCUAUGAUCAUUUGGUUUCGAGUGCUGGACAACUCUGGCAUGGAAUUCAUUGCAUCAUUCAGCAGUGCUGGCGUAAAAAAAGCAAAUACAAAGUCUCCGUCGUCCACCUUCACUGAAACAAAGAUCGAUCAAAAUAUCCUCACACUGCAGUCAUUCAAAGAAGCUGUUGACAGCGGCGUCUACAGCUGUGCAACUCUCUACAGAGGUACUGAAUUGAGAUUCGGCAAAGUAACACGACUUGUCAGAGAAAAAGUAGCCCAACCGACCUCGACCCCAACUGACAAGGAGCAGAGUCGGUGCACAGAGGCCCCGCCAUGCACGUGCAGCGAAAGCAACAACAAAGCAGAAGCCAGUCCCUCCAUGUUUUGUACUCCGCUCAUCCUGGGCCCACUAGUCGGCGGCUGCGGCCUUCUUCUUCUACUCCUCAUCAUCACCACCGUGUACUGCAACAAAAUAAGGACAAAGAGAUGCCCGCACCAUUACAAAAGAAAACCACGGACAGCUGCUGACGGAAAACAAAUGCCGACCAGACAAUUUUAAUCCACGCGGUGCCAUUUCACCGACAUUUCUUUCAGCCGCAGUACUUUUACAGUGUUCUGUUCUUCUUGCAGUGGUUAUUUUUCUUCUGUUUCACAGUUAAGUAGCAAUCAUGGUGAAUAUUUUGCUGCAGAUGAAAAAAAAUACUUACUUACUAAUACUUUUAAUGAACAAUAUAAAAAAGAGGAGUCAACGCAUCAGAUUCUUUCAGAUUUAUGGUUUGAUGGCCAAUAACGCUGCACAGUCACACCCAGACUGAACUCUUUUUAUGAAAUAACCUAACAAGAAAUGUCUAUUCAUCCAUAUCAAAUGAAUUUUGAUAAUGAGUCCAAGUCCUGAGAAUAUUAGAAUUCAUCACUCUGAUUCAUGUUGAUUUUGCCUAUUGAAAUGUGUUCAAAAAUUGUAUAUACUUUUAAUUUUGUAUAGAUUUAUUUUCAUUUGUCAUUUGCAAUCUGUUCUUCUGACUAUGUUUUCACGUUGGUUUGACCCUCUUAAGUACUGUACUCUCCUUUAGGUCUGUGAUUUAAAACUUAUCUUGCCUUAAUAUUGAAAAGACUGAUUAGACAAUCUUGAGGAAAUGAUCUCUGAUAGUUUAAUUCUUGGCUGGACGAAAACUUGAAAUGUUGAAAAUUUAAAAUUCACAUAAGCUUUCGAUUCAUUUCUUCAAAGUAGCGCUUCCCUUUAUUCUGAUUUCUAUGGUUUCAAUGAGGAACAAAUAUGUGACUUUGGUUUUGUAAUGUAAAACUGUACGUACAGUAAAUAUAUUCUAGAGAUUCCCCAAUGUCAGAAUUAUAUACAAAAUAAAAUGCAAUACCACUCAGAAAAGCAUGCUUUCUCUGUUGCAAUAGUUGGAUUUGUCUUUAUUUGUGUUUCUUUUUGAUUUUUCAAACCCACUCAUUCGCAUCCCGAUCAGUCAUUAGGCUCUCGGCACAGAGAUGUGAAAGUUUUGUUUUUUUUAACAUGAAAUUGGAGCGAAGUUGUUUUGUUGAAAGUCCCCCCGGUGUAAAAAGGAAGUGGGUUGCUACGACUGUAUGCAGGGUGGAUAAAACCUACAAGGUCAUGAUACAGAGAGGUGUAUAUUCAGAAUCUCCCUCACACCUUUGAGAAAAAUGUUGUUUAUUGAUUUUCUGCAGGAUUCAGCAUGUCUCCACAUAUUAAAGCAUGUUGGGUUGUUUUUCUCCUUUUGACAUAAAUCCCCCCCAAAAUAAACAGACCCCAGGUACAGAAACGCUGCUGUUUUUAGUUUAUUUUAUUUAAUUAGUAUUCCCACAUCUAAAAAUUUCUCUCAUAUCUGUUGACGCACACCCACACAAAACCUCUGACAUGAAAAAAAAAGUAUGGGGAAGUAUAUAGGUUUUUGUCUUUACAGUUGAAAGCCCUUUCUAAAUUACACAGUGUUGUCUUACAGAGCAAAGUCUUUUUUAUGUUUUUAUUUUAUUUUUUUUUUUACAGUAGCUCACUAAGUGCACUUUUGGACGCCAGCAUUUUUUUUUUUUUUUCUCUACACAGCCAAA